AUGGUGCCCAUCACCGUCCGCCCGCCGACCUUCUCGCCUGCAGCGCCGCCCGCCGACUUCAAGCUGCCGACUAUCGCGUGGCUCAUGGAGACGUGGCAUGUGACUCACAGUACACUGCCCAUGUGGAAGAGUAAGCGCAACGUGCGUAUCCAGUACACGCCUCUCGAUCCCUCCUCGCCGGAGAUAGCGAAAGAACACACCGACCGUGUCGAUGAUCUGGUCUCCUACCAGGGCCUCACGGACGACAAGGUCUCCACCGUGAGAGGGAUCGAUAAGGCUGCUACCACGACCAACGGCGAGAGCAGAGGCGAGUGGGACUGGAGAGGGAAAGGCUGGCUCAAGAUCGCCAGCAGCCAUUGGGAGGUGCUUGCUUGGGGUGAAGAGGAGGGCACCGGCAACAAGUGGAUGGUGACCAUGUUUGCAAAGACACUCUUCACCCCAGCUGGCAUCGAUGUGUAUUCCAAGGCUCGUGAAGGUGUUCAGGCUGGGACUUUGAACAAUAUCAAAGCCGUCCUUUCUCAUGUGGACGACUCCGAUGUACAGGAAAUGGCAGGCGCCCUUUUCGAAAUCCAGAGCGAUGAUUCGCGGACAGACUGA
Lecanosticta acicola is the source of this 597-nucleotide messenger RNA. The record is from the annotation of a GenBank genome assembly. NCBI's taxonomy places the organism in Eukaryota, Fungi, Ascomycota, Dothideomycetes, Mycosphaerellales, Mycosphaerellaceae.